Danio aesculapii is the source of this 2957-nucleotide messenger RNA. It is a transcript of the gene telo2, whose product is annotated as TEL2, telomere maintenance 2, homolog (S. cerevisiae). Gene Ontology annotation, cellular component: cytosol. The record is from RefSeq and is a predicted model, not a curated record. The transcript has 20 exons. Gene Ontology annotation, biological process: telomere maintenance via telomerase; protein stabilization. Gene Ontology annotation, molecular function: Hsp90 protein binding; telomeric repeat DNA binding. Bases 298 to 2769 code for a protein of 823 amino acids. NCBI's taxonomy places the organism in Eukaryota, Metazoa, Chordata, Actinopteri, Cypriniformes, Danionidae.
CACGACUGGAGCUACGAGUUGUGACUUAAACCUUCAUCAAAAUGAAAGUAGCAAGUAAUGUACUCUAACAUUGUAUGUAUAUUAUCGUUAUGGUAUUCAUAUAGGAUUAAUUUGGUUUAUCUUGGGAUCGUAGGGUAAUUUAAAUCAAUAUUUGCAUGUUUUGCUUUAUUAAUUUAAACAAUUGUAUUAUGACAAAGUUUUGUAUAAUUAGGAUAUGACCACGGCAGUUGUAUAUACUAUUUUGCCAAAAUAAUGCCGCUUUAAACCGAACUUUCAUCUAAACACCGGCUCCGUGUCAUGAUGGACACCUCCGGUACGGAAUUGCCGCUGCGGCUGCAGGUGAGCUCGUGCCUGAAGACUCUUUCCACCUCACGAGACUCCAGGGAGAUCGUGCACGCGCUGCGGACACUCGUGAGCUGCCUGGAGGACGGAGAGUCCACGCGGAUUCACCACACGCGCGCGCUUCAGGUGCUGGUGAGCGCGCGGGGCUUGCACUGGUUCAGCAGGUCACAUGAUAAGGAUGAGGAGGAGAUGAAGAAACUGUGGGGGGAGAUUAUAAUCAGAGGACCAGCAGAACAAACACUCCUGAUCCUGCUGGACACCAUCAGCUCCACUGGUGAGAGUGAGGCUCUGGAUCGGUGCGUCUCUGCGCUGGAGAUAUUUCUCUCUGCUGCUCGUCUCCAGGUGUUGUUGUGGUCCAGGUGUGAAGUGGGCGGAGCCUCUUCAAACUCUCCUCAGUUGACGGAGACCGUGAUUGGCCACCUUGCAGCUUUACCCUCCAUCACCUCCAAUCAUCUGCACACAAACACACCCGAUCUCUUCCUUCCGCAGCAAUAUUACCCACUGCUGGCCGCCAGCAUACUGGACACGCUGGAGAAGACAUGCCACGCUCUCAGAGCUGGACAGGACUGCUCUCUGGGGUUUGUCUCUCAGGUUUUGGGGAAAGUGUGCAUUCAGGGAUACAGCUCUCAGAUGUUUGAGACUCUUGGCCCUCGGCUUUCCUCUGUGACCCGUGUGGAUUCUCUAUAUCAGCGUGUGACACAGAAACUGCUGGAGAACGUUCCAGAAAGAUGCACAGAAAGUGUGAUCACAGGACUCAUACGCAGCCUCAGUGGGGCGGCUGCCGUGUCCAGGCUGAUGGGAAACCUGGUGCUGACCAAUAAGAAAGCUCAGUUUGUUCUCACUCAUAAACUGUUAUUGCAGCAAUACCAACAUCCAACUGGCCUGUUAAAGUCUGUUCUUGGUUAUUUGGCGGUGGAUUCAGAGCGUCGCCUGCUGCUUAAACAGGUGCUUCGGAGUUUGUGUCAGGUGUGGUGUAACAGCAGUGCGGUCAAACACACGUGUGUCGAACAGCAGCUGUACGUCAGUAAAGCUUUACUGCUGUGUGUGGCUUUACUCGACGAUUCGGAAAUACAAGAACUACGGCAAGAGAUGCUGCAGUGCAUGCUGGGAGGUGUUCAGUGUCGUCUAGACAGCAAUGUAGAGCGUAUUCGAAGGAUGGGUAUGGUGGUGGGCGAGUGUCUCAGUCAUAGAUUAGACACGCCUGGAUCACAAUUAAAAUUUCAGUAUGAGACAGAUGAGGAGAUCAGUGAACUGAAGUCAUUAAUGGAGUCUCUGUCUGUUAAAGAUGAUGAGGAAGAACAGCCUGAUACAUCCAACAGUCUUCAGCGAGAGCUCAAAGUUGAGGCUUCAGUGUUGUCACAGUCAGUGGCAUCAGAUCCUGGUAACGGCAAUGAAUCUGAACUGGACAGUGAUGAUGAUCUGACUCCGUAUGACAUGUCAGCUGAUCAGGAGAAGAAGAAAUCAGCGCCGCCGCGUUACGUCAGAGACUGUCUGGAAGGUUUAAUGUCGUCUGAUGAUGCUGAAAGGUUUGAACUCAGUCUGCAAGUGGCAGAAACUCUUCUCCGAAAGAACGUGAAGGCUGCACAAGAGGUCAGUGUUCAGUUUAGUAAAGUGCUGCUUCAUCUAGAGGACAGAUACAACACUGCACUCUUCCUGUCGCUGCGGCAGAACGCCAUGGUGGCCCUCACUGUUACUGACAUAAAGCCGGUGGUAGAUUAUUGGACGACAGAGUUUUAUGCUCUCAACUACAGCUUGAGGCAGAGAUUGGACAUUCUGGAGGUGCUUGCUCUCGCUGCACAGGAACUGUCUGAGCCAAUCACAAACAAGCCCACAGUAGCUCAGCCAAUCACAGCGGUGACUGCUCUGGGUCAGAGUGAUGACAUCACACACUGGCGGCAUGUUGUGGACCAACGGAUCCAGAGCAAAACCCGACGAAUCAGCAAGGGUGUCACUCAGCCUGUUAAAGCCGUUCCCAACCGUUACGCUGCAGUCGCUGGAUUUUUCUUCUUCCCGCUGCUCAGGAGCUAUGACAGGCCUCAGACGACCUUUGACCUCCUGGGCGGUGAUCACCUGGUGUUGGGACGGCUGAUGCACACUCUUGGCCUGCUCAUGCAUCUGGCUGUCAAUGCACCGGUUGUGUCUCAGAUGGGCAGAGCUCUGCUGGACUUUGUUUGGGCCGUUCGCUUUCACACUGACCAGAUGGUGAGGAGGGGUGUUAUGUUUGCGGUUUGUGCUGUGUUUUUGAGCAUGCCCAGUGAGAACCUGCUCACAGAACUGGGUGAUGAUCUGAUGGAGACCAGAGCCUGGCUCGCAGAUGUGGCAGAGAGCGACUGUGACUCCUACUGCAGAAGUUUGGCUGUACAGAGUUUAAUGCUGAUGGACAAAAACCUCAAAUCUCAGCUGCAUAUCCCAGAUAUGGAAAUAUAACAGACAUCUCUGUGUAUUUCUGACAGCCCUGACAGGUUUUCACAUCUCAUAACCAACAGGUGAAUACCAUAAAGGAUCUUCUGGAGCACAGAUUUUGGAUUUUUACACUCUGGACUGAUGCAUCAGUAAUUUCAUUAUUUGUGUAAUUCUGUGUAUUUAAUGUUUGAGACAUUAAAGCGUUCUUUACA